GACAAUACAAAAAUCAUAGAGGUCGGUAGUGUAGGCAAGGUGGCGGCGGUCUGCAAACGAUCAGCAUGGUUCUAAAGAUCGGCCGCUUGCUGCUGGGCUCGAAGCAAGGUAGACAUGCGCGCUUGUGCGCAAAGUGUUUCGCUACUCAAGUCGCUGUCGCUCCUGAAAAGAGUUUGCCGCACUUCAGGACUUCGGAGUCCGAUCCCACAAACCACACCGUCGAUCACGAAGCGAAAUUCUACACCGUCCCGGAACAUGUACAGAAAUCGCUUUUCGAGGUGUACAAGGUGCCCAAGAAGUUUCAAACGCUGAAUGAAAUGUUUGGAGAGAUGUCCAUCAUGGUGCGGCAGCCAUACCUUGAAGUGAAGUCGUACAUUGAGUCGUACGACUAUUCACUGCCAGCCCUGAGGAUCAUGCUUUAUGGUCAAAUGGGCUGUGGGAAAGCAAUCACACAAGCCCAUUUGUUGCAUUACGCACUGGCAAACAAUUGGAUUGUUGUCCCCAAAGAGUGGGCUGCCCAUUGGGUAAAACGGCCAAAGGACCAUGCCCAGAAUGCAAACGAUGAAACGCUGAUUGACUCCCCCAUUGACGCAGCAGUCUGGCUACAGCAGUUUCGUGUCCUCAAUGCCACACUUCUGAAAGAGCUCAACCUGAGCACCACGCAGACCUACAACUGGUCUGAACGUGAAGCUACGCAGAAGGGAGAGCCACUGACAAAUAUAGUGGAGCAUGGAGUUGAACGCAUGAAGCACGCGUGCAGCUGUAUGGGAGCUCUCCUGCAAGAGAUCAAGAUGCACACAGACUCUGGGAGGAUGAAAACCAUGGUCAUUGUCAAAGGCGUCAACAGCUUCUGGCAGGACACUUACAUCCGCCGGCUUGAUAGAUCUUAUAUUCCAGCAAAGGACCUCAUAAUAGUCAGGGCUUUCAAGGAAAUUCUCAAGAACGACUGGAGGAAUGCAGCCAUAGUCGUGAGCGUAGAUCAGGCUGCCCUGUCCUUGAAGCACCUUGGAUUCACACAUGAGAAUGUACCCUGCUACUAUCCAAAAUAUCUUCUGGGCCUUGAGGGAUUCGAGUUCUUUGAACCGUUCAUACCAGUUCAUGUGCCAAAAUACAGUGAAAAGGAAAUCGACAGCUGCCUUGAUUACUACCUCGAUCGGGGUUACAUUCAGAACCCAAAUGGUUGGACAGAUGAAGGAAAAGCCGAGCUGAAAUUCUUGAGUGGUUACAAUCCCCGAGAACUUUGCAAAGUUUGUCGCUGGCGGUGACUGUGCCACGUCACGUAAACUAGGCAGAGUCAACAUAAGUAAGCUUCUAGCAAUGAAUGAACGGAACAUGUGGAGUUAAUUGAAUGUAAAAUAAAGUACUAAUAAUAUCAGCA
Messenger RNA from Rhipicephalus microplus (southern cattle tick), 1378 nucleotides. It is a transcript of the gene mRpS29, whose product is annotated as mitochondrial ribosomal protein S29. Gene Ontology annotation, cellular component: mitochondrial ribosome; mitochondrial small ribosomal subunit. Gene Ontology annotation, biological process: apoptotic process. The record is from RefSeq and is a predicted model, not a curated record. Gene Ontology annotation, molecular function: structural constituent of ribosome. NCBI's taxonomy places the organism in Eukaryota, Metazoa, Arthropoda, Arachnida, Ixodida, Ixodidae.